Messenger RNA from Trichogramma pretiosum, 1489 nucleotides. It is a transcript of the gene Tango2, whose product is annotated as transport and Golgi organization protein 2. Gene Ontology annotation, cellular component: Golgi apparatus. Gene Ontology annotation, biological process: Golgi organization; protein secretion. The transcript is spliced from 4 exons. The coding region runs from base 659 to 1477 and encodes 272 amino acids. Lineage: Eukaryota; Metazoa; Arthropoda; Insecta; Hymenoptera; Trichogrammatidae. The record is from RefSeq and is a predicted model, not a curated record.
UGUCAACUUUGUCGCGCGCUCGUGUGCCUCGGCAGCCGCGUCCAACGACGACGAAUGCAGCAGUAGCGGCUGCAGCUAAUACGUGGGAUUCCGCGAGUGCCCCGCGUAAGCAGUGCAACUAUAAACUCGGCGCGCGCCUCAUAAAACGCCGCGUGAGCGUGUUUUGUACGCUAAGUGCGCGGGCACUUAUACACGUAGAGAUAUUGUACGUUUACACGCCUACUCCCGCGGCAGCUCUCCGCGUUGUGUACGUACACAAAUCUAGGUGCGGAAAGUACUCGCGAUACAAUUGCACCCAAGUCUCGUACGCGUUUGCCAAUGUCGUCGUCUGCAGAACAGCCGCAUCUUUAUCUGAGCUCGUCGUCGUCGUCAUUAGUCGCAGCAAUAGUAUUGGCGAGCCGCUCCACCUCGUCGACACUUUCUACUCUUGUUUGUCCGAGGCGAUUGUCUUAUCAGCCCAAAAGAUGACGAGUUAAUGCCUCGAGCUUUGCGAAACAUAAGUCAUGUAAGAAAUCUUUCUUCUAUUUUCUUUCUCUCGAUCUUCGGUAUAGUGUACACAAGUGCUUGGGCGUAACUUUGAGUAUCGAUCGAACGCGCCUACGCUGCACAAGCAUAAAAAAAAAGAGAAAGACAAGUAAGUAAGAAUAACUCGGCCACCAUGUGUAUUAUGUUUGUUUACCGAAAUCCCGAUGCGGGACCGAGCGAAUACAAGCUCAUACUCAUCGCGAAUCGCGAUGAAUUUUACACGAGACCAGCCGAUCCGGCGCAUUACUGGCCCGAUUAUCCAGGAUGUCUUGGAGGUACGGAUAUGGAGCCCGGUCGGGAGAACGGAACUUGGCUCGCUGUGAACCACGCCAACGCUCGGAUCGGAGUGAUCUUGAACUUGCACGGUAAUCCAAAAUCGACCAAUACCAAGGGUCGAGGCUUUCUCGUGCGAGAUUACCUGAUAGAUCCGGACUCGACGAUCGAGCACGCGAACAAAUUGCACAAGACCAAUCAAGAGACUCACUGCUACAGUCCCUAUAAUUUCGUCAUGGUCGACAUGAAAAGCUGCGAUAUUUUCUACCUAAGCAGCGAGGAAAAUUACCCAGGACCAAAAAAAAUAGAUAAGAGUAUCCUAGGCUGCGGUAAUAGCGGAUUAGAGACGCCUUAUCAAAAAGUUUUAUUUGGGGAGAAACAGUUCAAGAACAUCGUUAAAGAUGCAAAAACAUCUGAUCAACAACGACUAAUGGAAGACUUGAUUGAAUUAUUAAAAUCUACCAAAAGACAUUUACCCGAUAAAGAAUUGGAAAAACGCGCUCCCAAAGAACAGAACGAACUCAGUUCAAUUUUUGUACAUCACGAAAAAGCAAAGUAUGGUACAAGAACUCAUACAAUAAUCUUAGUUGAUAACGCCGACAAACUGACUUUCAUUGAGGAAACCAUGAUGACGGAUGGAACGUGGAAACGACAAAUUUUUAAUAAUCUUAUGGAGUAAAUCAUGUAUUAU